CUCUAUAUUUCAGUUGGCACGUCACUCGCUCACUCACUCACCCAUCUUUAACCCUUUAUCAGACCAACACACACACACACACACACACACACGGGUUGGUGGUAGAAGGAGUCCACCACCACCACCCAACACCACCACCAGCAUCACCUCCACCACCACCAUGGACGCCGCUGUCAACUCCACCGUCGCCGCCGUGGCCUCCAACGCCACGGACCAAACCACCAACGUCGACUUGAGCUACAGAGUGCGGGCAACCUUCUACGCCUUGUCCCUGGACGAAACUUUCAUAGAACACCCCAAGAAUGUGCCCAAUAUCGUACUUGAGACCGUGCCCAUUAUGGUGAUCAUGACUCUGUUGGAGCUGAUCGUCCUGAGAUCCCGCGGCAUGGGCGACAGGUUCCGGCUGCACAACGCCGCCAUCAACUUCGCUACGGGGGUGCUCAACGAGGCGGCCAGGGUGUUCAUCUUCCGCGGGGCUGAGUUCGCGGCCUACAUUUGGGUCUACAACAACCUGCGCAUCACGGAGCUCUCCUGGAACUCCCCGUGGACCUACUUCUUUGCCAUCCUGAGCGUUGACUUUUGCAACUAUUGGUGGCACAGGUGUUGUCACGAGCUCUCGUUCAUGUGGGCGGCUCACUACGUUCACCACAGCUCCGAGGACUUGAACGCAUCGGUGGGCGCCAGGAUUUCAGUCACCAUGAGGCCGUUCAAGUGGAUGUACUUCAUUCCCCUCGCGGUGGUCGGCCUGCCCCCCUCCACCUUCCUAGUCCAUAGUCAGCUGGGCUUCGUGUGGGCCUUCUGGGUGCACAACGAGGCGUGGCCCAAGACGCAGAAAAUCAUCCCUGUCUUCGGCCACAUUAUCGAGUUCGUCAUGUCCACGCCCAGCCACCACCGCGUUCACCAUGCCGUGAACAAGUACUGCAUCGACAAGAACUACGGCACGACGCUCAUCAUCUGGGACCGUCUGUUUGGCACCUUCGUGGAGGAGCGGGAGGACGAGGAGCUCACCUACGGCACCAUCUCGCAGAAGGACAACAACCACAUCGUUGGCCUACAGGCUGACCCGUGGCGUGACCUCUGGGGCCGCAUAUGCUCGGUGGACAGCCUCUUCGACAAGAUCAAGACCAUCUUCUACGGGCCCGGCUGGGUGAAGGGCAAGCCCCGACUCGGCGACCUCGAUGACCUGCCGGAGCGGAUCGUGAGGAAGAAGCACCAGUACGACGCUCCCUGGUGGAUUAAUCUGUACCUCUCCCUCCACUGCUUGUUCGUCCUCAUUAUGUACUUCGACGCCGGCGGGAGAGUCGUGCACCUCAGUCAAGCGGUGAGGCUGAUCUCUCUCGUCUACAUCUUCGUCUCGUACGCUGGGCUCGGCGGGCUGUACACGACCCACCUUGGCUCCAUGUGGAUUGAGCCCGUUCGUCUCCUCGUCUCCGUGCCCAUGUUCCUCCUUCUGCCGAUCUUUGCCUCCGAGCGCCUCGCCAUGGCCAUGACCACGAUUAAUCUGCUAAGUCUCCUGCUCUGGCCCGCCCUUAGAAGCCAGGUGUUGUCGCAGGGGAAGAAGGUGGAGUAGAGAGAGAGGUGGACAGGUGGGGAAGGAAUAUAAGAAAGGGAAGGAAAGGAAGAGAAAGUUAAGGAAAUGGGGGUAAAGGGAGGGGAGAGAAGAGAAAUUGAAGGAAAGGUAAACGAGAAAGGGAAGGAAGGGUGGAGAAAUGGAGGGGAAGGAGAGAAAAGGAAGGUGGAGUAGAGAGGGAAAUGGACAAAGGGGAAGAUGGAAUGCAGGGAAAAGGAGAGAGAGGAAGAGGAAAGAAAGAUGGAUUAAGGAGAAGAGUGGAGAAAGGGUUGGAAAAGUGGAGUUAGGAGAAUAAAUAAACAGAAAUGGGGAUAAAGGGAAGAAAGGGAGGAGAAAGUGAAGGAAAGAAAGGGAAAAUGAAUGGAUAGGUGGAGAAGGGAUUGAAAGGUGGAGUGAGAAGGAAAGAGAAGGAAAGGUGGAUGAGAAAAAGAAGGAAAGGUGGGAAAAGGGGAAGGAACGGAGGAAAAAUUGAAGGAAAGGAAGGGAAAAGGGGAAAUUGAAGAGAAAAAGGAUGAAAGAGUGACGAUACCGGGUAACUCUUGCAAUAUAAUGUUGGACAGAAUAGGGAUGAAAGAGUGACGAUACCGGGUAACUUGCAAUAUGAAGUUGGACAGAAUAGGGAUGAAAGAGUGACGAUACUGGCCAACUCUUACAUUAGGGAGUUGAACCGAGUAGAGAUGAAAGAGUGGCGAUACUGAGUAACUCUUGCAUUAGGAAGUUGGACAAAACAGGAAUGAAAGAGAGACGAUACUGGUUAACUCUUGCAAGGAUGAAAAAGUGACGAUAUUGAUUGACCCUUGCAUUAGGAAGCUGAAGAGAAUAAGGCUGAAAGAGUGACGAUGCUGGCUAACUCUUGCUAUAGGAAGUUGGACAGAAUAGGAUGAAAGAAUGAAGAUACCAGUUGAUUCUUUCAUUACCAUGUCGAUAGCAUAAGUUUAAUGACAUGUCUGCUGGCUUCGCUUUGAACGAUAUAACGAUGCAUGUAAUGUAUUGCUGAUGUAUAUAUGAAUGUAUUGUUAAUUAGUAUUACUUUGUACAGGAGCUUCAAAGUUAGUCUAUAGAUAAUGACUCGUGCUGUAUUUUUUUUUUCAGUACCGUACAAGUAGUAUUAGUUUUGUUCUUGUUAUUUUUAUCAUUAUUAUUGUCAUUAUUGUUUUUAUUUUCAUAAUUUUUAUCAUUUUGUACUCUUUAUUACUAUUAUUAUUAUUAUUAUUAUUAUUAUUAUUAUUAUUAUUAUUAUUAUUAUUAUUAUUAUUAUUAUUAUUAUUAUUAUUAUUAUUAUUAUUAUUAUUUUAUUACUAUUAUUACUAUUUUUACUCUCAUUAUUAUCAUUAUUAUCACUGACUUGAGCUCUGACCGCAUCAUAUCGAUGAACAAAAAAAACAAGUAUCCAUAUCUUUUUACUAGUCUGAUUGUUUUGACGUUUUACUAUCUUAAGUGUCAUCCUCUUCCUCUUCUUUUCCCCGUGAUAAAGAGAAGAGAAGGAGGAGGAGGAGGAGGAGCUGAAGGAGGUGGAAGGUUUCAAUUAAAAAAAAAGACCUGCA
Eriocheir sinensis (Chinese mitten crab) is the source of this 3114-nucleotide messenger RNA. Its product is annotated as alkylglycerol monooxygenase-like. Gene Ontology annotation, biological process: lipid biosynthetic process. Gene Ontology annotation, cellular component: endoplasmic reticulum. Lineage: Eukaryota; Metazoa; Arthropoda; Malacostraca; Decapoda; Varunidae. Gene Ontology annotation, molecular function: iron ion binding; oxidoreductase activity. The transcript is spliced from 9 exons. The record is from RefSeq and is a predicted model, not a curated record. The coding region runs from base 161 to 1570 and encodes 469 amino acids.